GGUGACGUCACCCGGGCUCUCCGUGCGCGGUGACGUCACGAGGGGCGUCGAGUGGCGCCAAGGCGCGCGGUUUGUGGCGAGGGUCGCGGCGGUCCCCCCCCGGCCCUCAUGGACGGCGCCGGAGAGCGAUCGCAGCCGCUGCCACCGACGGACUCACAAACUGCACCAGCGGAAACUCCCCGAGCGCGCUGCCGCUGAGGUGGGGUUUUGCUGCUGAGAGAUGUCGGCUGACUUUGAUCUCGGAACCCUGCAAAUCCCCGACGAAGAGCAGGAGAGCGAGCAGGACGCGCGCGAGCGGGAGCAGGAGCUGCGGCAGUUGCUCUCGACAGCGCUUCCCGAUGACCUUUUGGAGGACAGCCGAGAUGUCUCGUCGUCGGAGCUGAGUGAUGAGAGCGAGGACGACCGGGCGUCGUCGCACCACGGACACGGGGCCCACGCGGCGCACGGGCCCCCGCACACCUACGGUGACCAAGGCGGCACAGGACAGGGUGCCCUGGGCCAGGCUGGGUACACGCAGUUUAAUGGCCACUAUGCUGCCAACACAUCCAACAAUGACUACAGUUACAUCUCAAACGGAUACGACUACAAGUCUGGCGAUGGCUCCCUCUCUCAUCACGGCGACGCCUGGCUCGACGGCGAUGGCAAUGCCAACAAGAGCGACGUCCUCGCAGACGAGAGCUACCUGGGUUUCGCUCGCGCCGACGGGACACCCUUCGAGGAAAACUUCCCGACCGGCGAUGGUGCGGAUGCUGGAGGAGGCUACGGGCAGCCGGCGGCAUACCGGGACAUGCAGCACAGCGCCGCCCUGUUGAAUGGACACGUCAACGGACACGUCAACGGACACGUCAACGGACACGUCAACGGACACGGCAAUGGGCACGGCAUUGGCAGUGCGGCUUACCACAGCCACCGCCAAGUGAAUGGAGACACCGCCGGUGGCGGGAGCCCGGUGGUGGCCGGGGGUUUGAGCGACGGGGACGUGUACCGUGUGACGUACCGCCAGGGCUCUGGCGGCCACAGGCUGGUGCCGCCCUCCCCGCAGCAGGCAGAGUCAGCUACUGCUCAAGAUUUCAAUGCCAUGCAGCAGGAAUUUCUGAAUUCUGCUGCUGGUGGGCAAGCGAUGCAACUGACUCAGCUGCAGAUCCUGUACCAGGCCCGGGGCCGGGAGGUGAGCGAGCUAUCACGCCAGCUGCUCACCCUGCAGGAGGAGAGCGCACGCGACCUCCGCAUCCUCAGCCACCAACUGGCGCUCGUCACCGGAGAGAAGGAGGGCCUGAUGGUGAGUCUGCAGGAGUGCCAGCGGCUGGUGCAGGCUGGCAGGGAGAAGGAAAGCAUGCAGGAAGGGAAUCUGCAGGCCCAGGAUGCCCACAUCAAGGCCCUGACCUCGGGCAAAGACCAGGUGGUGCGCAAGCUGCAGGUGGCUGAGGCAUCGAUGGAGAGCCUGCAGCAGCAGCUGGAAGAGCUUGGUCGCUCGGAGUCGUUGACGCGAGCCCGGGAGAGCCACGAGAGCGCGCUCGCCGUCCUGAAGCAGAAGCACGCACAGGAGGUGCUCACGCUGCAGCAGCAUCUCGACCAGCAGAGGACCGUCAUUCAGCAGCAGGAGGAGGCGGUGCAGCGGCUGGAGGGGCGAGCGAGGCAGGCGGAGAGGGAGGCAGAGGAGGGCCGAUUGGAGCGUGCCGAGUUGGUUAACCGCUUGACCCGCAGCCUGGAGGAGAGCCAGAAGCAGUGUCGCGACCUCCUGCAGUCAGGCUCAGUGCAGGAGAUGGGGCAGCUUCAGAUCCAGCUGCAGCAGGCGCUGUCUGCGCGGACCAUAAGCGACCGUAUAAACCGUGCUGUGCAGGACGAGGUCGCGGAACUGAAGGAGCACCUCAAUAUGUACGAGAGCGCCGCCAAGUUUGGGGUCCAUGUGGGCAGCCUGAACGGUGGUGCAGAAUUCGCUCUCUCUGAGUCCUACCUGGAGCUGGGCAUCAAAAACGCAGUGCUGAAACCACCCCGGGUCCACAGUUCGGAGGCUGGGGAGGAGCCCCUGGAGCGGCUGGUGAGCGGGCUGAAGGCGGAGCUGGAGCGAUCGCUGCAGGGAAACCAGUCCAAGCGGCAGCAGCUGGAGCGCCAACGCGCCGAGCUCGGGGAAGCACAGCUGCAGCUGCAGCAGGCUGAGGCCAGGGCACAGCAGGCCGAGGCUUGUGCCAAGGAUGCACAGGUGCGCUGCAGUGCACUGGAGAGAGAGCUGCAGGUCAGCGCACGCGUGCCGCAUGCUGCUAACGCUGCAUCCGCAAAGGAGCUGGAGGCACUAAAGCAGCAGAAUGCAACACUGAAGCAGGAGACAGAGGAGCUGGGUGUCCGGGUGUCCGAGCUGGUGAGCGGUGAAGAGCGGCUCAUGGAUGCCAACCAGGAGCUGCGUGAGCAGAUCAAGCAGAUGGUUGCCGACUUUGAUGCAGACAAGCGCGAAGCCUUGGAGAGGUGCGAGCGCACGUACGAGCAGUACCACGAGGACGGCAAGGCCGGGCUACGGGAGGAGCUCGCGCACAAAUUCCAGGAGGAGCAGGAGGAGCUGGUGCGGCACUACGAGGAGCAGCUGCAGUCGUUCCGAGCCAAGCUGGAGGGGCUGGUCCAGGAGACGGACGGCGUGAAGGAGUGCUACAUCACCAUGUGCCGCGAGCGCGAGGCGCUGGAGGAGGCUGUGAGGCAGCACGAACGGCGCCAACAGCAGGCAGUGGAGACUGCGCUGCAGAGCGCGAAGAAGGAAUGGAGGGCGGCGUUGCCGGGGUCGGCGCGACCCGGUCGGGUCCAAAUGGCCCAUCGGCACUCACAGACCGAGCCGCAGGCUGACGCGGCAGCACCUGUGACGCAGGCGGUGGACCCUGAGAAGGAGGCGGGCGUCAGCGUGGCGUGCCAGGCCGGCACAGAGAGAGCGGAUGCUGCUUGUCAAAGCAAAGGGGAGAGGGUGGAACAAUCUAGCCAGACGGAACAGGAGAGGUCGGAGCAAUACAGCCAGACGGAACAGAAGGGAAAGGAAAACUCCUGCCAGACGGAAGAGAAGGACAGCAGAGUGGAUGCCGGGAGCCAAACUGAAGAACCACACCAGGCUGCAGGAGAUGAGCACUUGCUUCCCGACGGCCGUGGGAAGGCAAAGGAACCCCAGUCCGGUGCCAGCAGAAGCUGUGGGAUGACAACACCAGGGCAGCAUACUUCCAGCAAGGACGGGAGGUGGCCAGCGCAAGGCAUGGGGCGCGAGGACGGCGGCGCCGGGUCGGCGAGCCCGACCGAGCGCGCACGCUGGGAACGCGAGGCCGACGCGAGGCUGCGCGCGGCGCUGGCCGAGGCUCGGGCGCGCUGGGGCCAGGACAAGCAGCAGGAGCUGACGCGCGCGCUGGCGCAGUGCGAGCAUGACCACCGUGCCCUGCUGCAGCAGCACCAGUCUGUGCUCGGGAGGCUGGAGGAGAAGGUGAAGGCACUUGAGAGAGAAAAGGGGGAACUGCAGACCCACCUGGAGAGGGAGAAGAGCGAAUGGCAGGGCAAGCUGGAGCGAGAGAAGGGCGAGCUGCAGGGCAAGCUGGAGCGAGUGUGCAGGGAGCUGCAGAACGCCGACCGCCACUACCGCCUGCAGUUCAAGCAGCUCAAGAUGCGCUGGCAGGCGGAGCAAGAAGCAGCUGUGCACACCUUGCGCACUGAGAACCAUCAGCUGAGGGAGAAGCUGCAAGAAGAGGCGUCGAAGGGGGCCGCGAGGGAAGGCCCAGGCAUGCACGACUCGUGUCGUGAGGUCAUCCAGCGGCUGCACGACCACUAUCUGGGUUCACUGGAGCAGCUGCGCAGCAGCGUACUGCAGCACGCGCGGGACGGCCGGGACCGCGCCGCACGGCUCGUGCGCACCGAGGUGCGGCGGGAGCGAGCGCGCCUGGUGCGAGCGCUGCACGACGGCUGCCCCGACGGCGCGGCGGUGGCGGCGGCGCUGGCAGCGGCGACGGAGCGCUUGUGGGACGGGCGCGAGAGCCCCGGGCAGAGCUGCAGCUCUUCCGGCGGAACGAGCGGCGCUGGUGCUGCCUCUGAUGCUGCUGCUGCUGCCUCUGAUGCUGCUGCUGCGGCCACCGCAGCGUGGGGGGUUGCCCCACCUCGACCUGCCGAUGUCACCCUCACACAGAGCGCGGAAAGGGAAAACUCGAGCCAGCAAGCAAAGGCCAAUUUGCCGGUGCUGGGUGCCACUGGCGGCGGUGGGUGGGAGGACCGGACAGGAGACUUCAACCGAGGUGGAGCGUGCGGGGACGAGAGGAGCGCUUGGAGCGGCGUCGAUCCCCGGGGCCCACAGCCAGGGCAUGGGCAAUACCGGCAGCGUGGCGGCGGUGGUGUCGGAGGUGACGACGUUGACUCGUGGCUCAGACAGCGGUCACUGCACGGCCUCGACCUGCAACUCAACAAGGGGCAGGGGAGUGGGGAGCUGCCCUCGCCAUCGCUUCUUCCCGAUAAGCCCACCUCACGUGGACCGGCCAGUUUUCCUACAAGGCUGCUAAACAAUCAUUGUGCCACGAGCAAACCUAACGGCCUCGGUGCCGUCAAGGCGGUGCGGUUUUACUCGUCCGACGGUUUUCGAGGUCCAAGCGAAGGAGAUUUUCCCAGUAAAGGGGAAGCGCCGGUUGGCCCCGUGCUCUCGCCGCGCCCCCUCCGAGAUGCCACGCCGUCGGAGCGAGCGCCCGGCACAAGCGCCCGGUGUCGGCUCGGGUCCCCGGCUCCGGGCGGCGCAUCCCCGCACGCCCAGCGUCGCCCGCGUGUCGCGACGGCGCCGCGUUCCUCCUCCUGCGGCCCAAGCAGGGCGCGUUCGCCGGGCUUGCGCGAGACGCCCGUGCGGGACGGGGCGCCGGCGUCACGGGCGCCGGCGUCGCGGGCGCCGGGGCCUAAGGUCGCAGGGGUCCGCGGGGCGCGCGGCGCCGCCGCCGUCACGGACUUGUCGGACUCGGGCGGCGGCUCGCGGCCCUCGAGCGACGGCAAUUGGCCCGAGCAGUGACGAGCGCCGCGCCAGCAGCCGGGCGCUGUGCCACGCGGGCGUAACGCCGUCCAGGGGAUGUCCACAUCGAUGGCUUUCAGAGAGGCAGCGUGUAACAGACCCCCCGUGGACUGCCCAUGGACUGUCACUGAUGCCAGUGCCCUUAUUAACGCCAUUACUCUGGUCGUUAACAGCGUUAGCUCUGGUGCCCUGGUCGUGAACAUUGGUAUUAACUUUAUGGAUGUUGUUCACGUUUGUGCCAUAAUCGUUCUAUUUGUUCCUUUAGUUUUUAACGCAGGUGAUAUAACCAUACAUUUUGAAGCAGUAAUAUCAAUGCCAUAACUUUAACGUGAGCAUAAUUGGAAACAUAACAUUUUACCUUGGUGUUAUGGUCUGGUCGAGGUCGGGUUUAUGCGAAAGUUCGACCUCGGGCUAGAAUGUGUGCUGCAAACGCAGGCCACGUUGCGGUCGUUGGUAUUGGCGGUGUGCUGUGGUUGACUGCCAUAUAGCGCUGUUGAUGGACGUGUCGGUCCGUCCAGGAGUGAGUGGUGCUGUGCAUUGUAUUCACUGCAUGCUAUUUUGUUCACCCCUGCCAAGGUUAAACGUCUAAAUGUGAAGUACGCGGAGUGCUCGGUUCCACAUGAGCACAGGGAGGUGUCUGGGAUGAAUUUUAAACUCCCAGAGUUGGUGUGUGUGUGACUGUAGCCCUGUGUGCUUUGUCACUUGUGUUUUUUACGGCGUGUUUUGCGGUGGUUUUUGUGGAAUAACUUAUCGAAGAUGUAAUUAAAAUCACUCAGUACUGUACAUGUAAAUUCAUAUAUAUUUUUAAUAAUAUAUUUCAAAUUAAACUUUGUAUGUUUAAACGUGCAACACAUUUCUUUUUCAAUAGUAUUCAGCCAGCGUGUGAAACAAGUUCAUGUCUGAAUGCACUUGCACAACAGCGUGCAUCGAGGAAGCGUGCUGCUAGAUGAAAAUGUAGCCGAGUUGUGUCCUGAUGUCCUGGUAGCUGAAAACUUGGGAAACCUAAAGAUCUGCUCGAGUUGCCACUGUUUCAAGGACGAAGCGUGCUGGAGCUGAGCCUGGGUGGUAGGGAGGAAGAAAUCGCUGUUGGCAAGCACGACCCAGACCUCUUGCCGUUGAACAGAAGUUACAAAAUAUUUCACGAUAUCUGCCGUAAAAGCAUCGAACGCGCGGGAGAUAACCUUGUGGAGCGCAGAACUGUUUUGCAAAGCGGGUGAAUGUGCACGAUCGUUAAAAACACGAACGCAGCUAUCGGUUGGCCGAGUACCAAAAUAUAUUUGCAUACUGUUCGAGACGCGGAUUGUUUAUGGUAUCCAGGUCGCACGGGCUCAACGAACACACGGGAGCCAAAACAAACACGUGCGUGUGUGCGCCUGCGUGCGUGCGUGCGUGAGGUGCUGGGAAGAGCUCCGUGCUGCGUAACGGCAACUGAAGGCCACAUAGGUGUGUCCAGCGGCGUGACCUCACGCUACCCCCGCCACAGUCACGGACUCGUGGGAACUCGUCGUUACCUCACACCCGUCUUCGUCGAGUCCUCUCGGCUAAAUACGAAUCGGGCAAUGGCGCUUCCUCACGCACGAUAGAGAUGCCGUCACGAUGGGCCAUUGCCCGAAAUGUCUCCAUAUAUAUUUCUCCGUUUAGUGCGGUGUUAUUUAUGAAUGUGUUCGGUUUUUGUUUAAUCCGCCUAGUGGUUCAGCAGUAGAGCGAAUGACUAGUGUGUUGUUGUUGAACUUCUUUCGCAACGUAUGUAGCCAACCGUGUUAAUUGGAGAGUCUGAAGUUUCAUGUCUCUGGGGGGUGGAUUGAGCCCAUCAUCCCUCCAGAGCAGAUCAAAGGAGACCGAGAGGAAGGAGACGAAUGACGUUGCAACAAGGAAGGACGUGCGGACAUGAAGAGAGCAGCGGAAGACAGACAACACUGACGACGACGAGGAGGUGCUCGUGGGAUGCUGCCGUACUUAGUUGGGUAGAAUCACGAUCGCUAUGUUGCCCAUGCGAGAGGAGGCUUUACCGUUUGAGAAACGCGCCACGUUGGUGAUAGCCUUGCAUUGAAAGAACGGCACUGCCAAAAUUACUCAAUUGUAAUGUUUAAUGUCCAAGCCCAAAUCUCAAGUUUGUAAGGAACUGCUAAAUAAAUCACAUUCGUAAAAUGAAUAACAUUCAAGAGUAGCCGUGCAUCACAGGUGGCCUGCCCCUGCAUAAAACACGCCACCACAUCUGGUUAAAUCGAGAGCACCGGAGACUCGCACUGCGUUGUCUGAGGUCGUCGCAGGGUCACGUUGAGAAUCGCUCGUGGCGAGAGAUCUCGAACCUCGGUGGCUCCUGGCUGUGUUUGGGAUCCAGUUGAGAUGAAGCGAUGCGCUUCACUGCGCUGAUAAUCACCAGCUGUUUGUACAUCCCUGCAUCCUUAUCUUGUUUUACGGGUGGAGUCGGUUUACUGCCAAAUUGGGGGGCGGUGUUAGAUGGGGGAGGGGAUGGAUGGAUGUAUGAGACGAGGACGCGGUGUUGUCUGGGCGUCGUGUGUACGGGUUGGCAGUGGACUUCACGUGUUUACUGCACUUGGCCGCUGCACCUGGCAUCGUGUUGACCCACGACAAAGUCCACGUGAGCCCCGCCACGGGUUACAAGUUCACCCCCCCGCCCCCCUCCGUGUGGCCACCAUCGCCGUGGUGGAGCAGGCGCCGAGGCUCGCCCGUUAAGUUUGCGCUCAGCCCGUUGCAGCAAAACGGUUGCAGGCGACCAAAUGCAACCCGCGAGCUCGCAGGCCAGGCUCGUGCUACGCAACACGAGAGCUUCUUAAUGAGAGCAACGAGGCGAGAAUCCAGCAACUGGGUCAAUUAAUGCUCGUUCGAGAAUAGUGGCCGUCUUUGUUGUGCUAGAGGCUUGGCGUUCGGAUUAGGGCCGUGCUUGUAUUUAGCCUGAGGUUUAUUGAGUUUUAAAUAAAACAACAUUGUGGUAGGCUUUG
This is a messenger RNA of Petromyzon marinus (sea lamprey), 7959 nucleotides long. It is a transcript of the gene CEP152, whose product is annotated as centrosomal protein 152. The record is from RefSeq and is a predicted model, not a curated record. Gene Ontology annotation, biological process: centriole replication. NCBI's taxonomy places the organism in Eukaryota, Metazoa, Chordata, Hyperoartia, Petromyzontiformes, Petromyzontidae. Gene Ontology annotation, cellular component: centrosome.